AUGCAGGAACUCAACCAGUCCAUCGUGACGGAAUUCAUCCUGCUGGGCUUUGCCUCCGACCCCAGGACCGACCCUCUGCUCUUCGUCUUCUUUCUAGUCUUUUACCUGCUUAUCCUUGUGAGCAACAGCCUCCUAAUCACCCUCAUCCACCAGGACUCACACCUCCACACGCCCAUGUACUUCUUCAUCAGCGUCCUCUCCAUGCUAGACGUCUGCUACACCACCACGACCGUGCCCCAGAUGCUCGUGCACAUUCUCAGCAGGAAGAGAGCCAUCUCCUUUGCCAGAUGUGUGGCCCAGAUGUACCUCUUCCUCCUCUUUGGGGUUACCGAGUCCUGGCUUUUCUCCAUCAUGUCCGUGGACAGGUACUUGGCCAUCUGCCACCCUCUCCGCUAUAAGGUCAUCAUGAGCCGCUGGGUGUGCCUCCUCAUGGUGGGCAUCUGUGCAGCGUAUGGUGUGGUGGGUGGCCUGUCCUAUACCUUCUUUGCCAUGCGCCUGCCCUAUUGUGGCCCUAAUGAAAUUGACCAUUACUUUUGUGAGGUGCCUGCGGUCCUGAAGCUGGCUUGUGCAGACACCUCCCUCAAUGACUUGGUGGACUUCCUCACGGGCUUCAAUGUCAUUGUGGUCCCCCUCUCCCUGGUUGCCAUCGUCUAUGCCAACAUCUUUGCCACCAUCAUGAAGAUCCGCUCAGCCCAAGGGCGGCUCAAGGCCUUCUCCACCUGUACCUCCCACAUCGCAGUGGUCACCAUGUUUGCGGCUCCGUGCGUCGUCAUGUACAUGAGCCCUGGCUCUGACUCCCUGUCGAACAGUGGCAAGAAAAUGGCCCUUUUCUAUAACAUUGCCACAGCCUUCCUCAACCCUGUCGUCUACAGUCUGAGGAACAAGGAUGUGAAAAGGGCUUUCCUCAAACUGACAGGACAAGGCAAGGCCCCAGAAUGA
Messenger RNA from Sus scrofa (pig), 939 nucleotides. RefSeq names its product olfactory receptor 2D2-like. The record is from RefSeq and is a predicted model, not a curated record. Gene Ontology annotation, molecular function: G protein-coupled receptor activity; olfactory receptor activity. NCBI's taxonomy places the organism in Eukaryota, Metazoa, Chordata, Mammalia, Artiodactyla, Suidae. Gene Ontology annotation, cellular component: membrane. Gene Ontology annotation, biological process: G protein-coupled receptor signaling pathway.